This is a messenger RNA of Parathielavia appendiculata, 649 nucleotides long. RefSeq lists its product as uncharacterized. Gene Ontology annotation, molecular function: proton-transporting ATP synthase activity, rotational mechanism. Bases 245 to 475 code for a protein of 76 amino acids. Gene Ontology annotation, cellular component: mitochondrial inner membrane. The transcript is spliced from 3 exons. Gene Ontology annotation, biological process: proton motive force-driven mitochondrial ATP synthesis. The record is from RefSeq and is a predicted model, not a curated record. NCBI's taxonomy places the organism in Eukaryota, Fungi, Ascomycota, Sordariomycetes, Sordariales, Chaetomiaceae.
CUCAUCAACUCCAAAUCCAUCCUGUGUAACUAACAGCACCUGGCCUUUGUGUGCUGUUAUUCGGAUCCUUUAGAUGGUAAUCCGUCCCGCUCUGGGGAAGAGCGGUUGUGAACUUGAUCACGUGACAGGGAACUGGGGCGCGGAGCUUCUCGGCUGCGCGAGCCUUUUCUCGCCCAGAAACGGCUCUCCCGAAUCCCGCAGACAGCGCCAAACACAAGUCAACCCGUCUUACCAAACCGCCAAAAUGACGUUCGCGUGGAAAGCAGCUGGUCUUACCUACAACCGCUACCUCGCCGUCGCCGCCCGCGUCGUGCGCCGCAGCUUGAAGGAGGAGAAGAGAAUUGCGGCUGAGCGCCGGGGCCAGCAAGAUCUGAGGUUCGCGAAGUGGUCGAACGGCAAGCAGGGCGAGAUCCAGAACCUGGCUGCGGCCAAUGCCCAGGCAGCUGUCGAGAGCGCUGCGGCCGGCGGUCACUGAGUUGGAGUUUGGUUUGGGAAGGAUACCUGAGAACGGGGUGGAUGAUGCCCGUUGAGGGGCCGUAAACUUUGGGCGGACGACGCAUCGACAGCAACUUCGUUAUCUUAGGCGUCUGCGAGGGUGUCGGGACUGUAUCAUAUUGGCGGAAGCUCAAUAGACGAGGACGUUGACAAG